AUGCCUAAUGUCGCGUCGCUGGUCCCCAAACAGGAGAGGGGCCAGCCAAAAGACGAUAUGUAAGUCUCUUCCUUAAUCUGCACAAUGCAAUAAAAAAAUUAUGUUUAGCCGAAGAAUGAAGAUCCGCGGAGUGAUGCCUCAGCCCAAAGAAGAAGACAAAAUCUUGGAGCUGAUGUUGCAACGAACAACCACCAUUACGCCGCCUCCUGUACGCCGAUUACAUACCCGUCGACCACUGAAACAGAGGAAGAGUUAA
Bursaphelenchus xylophilus (pine wood nematode) is the source of this 256-nucleotide messenger RNA. NCBI's taxonomy places the organism in Eukaryota, Metazoa, Nematoda, Chromadorea, Rhabditida, Aphelenchoididae. The record is from the annotation of a GenBank genome assembly.